Messenger RNA from Centruroides sculpturatus (bark scorpion), 2137 nucleotides. RefSeq lists its product as uncharacterized. Gene Ontology annotation, molecular function: zinc ion binding. The transcript has 4 exons. Lineage: Eukaryota; Metazoa; Arthropoda; Arachnida; Scorpiones; Buthidae. The record is from RefSeq and is a predicted model, not a curated record. Bases 141 to 1940 code for a protein of 599 amino acids.
CCGUAUCUAAAAGUAAACAAAGCCUGGGGCUAGUCACGUGAUUGGACCUAGUUGAACUUCCGGUAGAACGUGAACGGUGUGUUAAUAGUCGAUGCGAAAGACCUCGUGUGUAUCAGUCACAAUCAUUUCUGUUCCGAAAAAUGUCCAGCGAAUAUUAUAAAGGUUUAGAUGAAUUAAGCAGGUAUAGGUAUAAGCAAAAAUUAAUGUUUAACAAGCAAGAACUGCCCGAUCCAAUGGACGACGAUUUAGCAAAAAUGUUAUUUCACGAUAACGUGAAAGCAUGGCCUAAGAUCACGUUAGUAGAUCUCUAUGCCUACUUUGUAGACCAGCUCUGCUUUUACACAAAACAACAACUGAAAAAUUAUACUUCACUUGAGAGUUAUAAUUACCUAGUGAGUGGAAAGGUGAAAGAAAUCACUGUUUACCCGUUGACGGAUCUGAAGAUUUGCAUGUUAAAAGGAAAAAUACAGUCUGGGCAGAAGAAGACGUUUCAACAUCCCUGGGCAGUGGUGCAAAUUAAUGGAGUUAUUGUAAGCGGUCACUGCACAUGUAUGGCUGGUCUUGGUGAAAGUUGCAGCCACCUUGGUGCAUUACUUUUAACAAUAGAAGCAACAGUGAAAGCUAAUGAAGAAACUCCAUGCACUUCUCUUCCAUGUUCAUGGAAGAAAUUUAACAGAGAGGUUGAACCAAGCCAAAUUUCAAAUAUUUGUUUUUCAAAAUCAAAGCAUAAUAAUCCAUUCCUACCAAACAAAAAACAAAAAACAGACAUGUUAUCACAUCCUCCAACUCCAACACUGUUAGAUCAGAAAUUUUUUCUGGAAUCUCUGAAGGUAAUUAUAUAUUUACAAAAUAUAACUAAUGUCUUUAUAACUUUAUCAGUUAUGAUUGUUACUAAAGAUAGAUUUAUGUUGUUGUUCAUGAAUCAGGCCACUGGUAAAAAAACAUCAAUCAUGGAAGUCACUCUGUCUGAAAGUGAUGAAACAGAAACAGCCAGCGAAUCAGAAUUUGACUUAGCACCAAACGAACAGUCACCUGAACCAUCAAUUAUUCAUAAAGUUCUGUGUUUCAAGGAUGUUUCAUUAUCACGUACUGAACUUGAAAACAAACUCAUCAACGAAAUCAAGUUAACAAAACAGGAUAUUCAGUUAGUGGAAUCUCAAACUAGAGAUCAAGCAAAUGAGGAUUUGUGGUGGAAGUAUCGAAAAGGAAGAUUAACUGCAUCUCUGUUUGGUCGCAUUCUUAGAUGUAAAACUGCACACAAAAGCAUUGUAAAAGAUGUAAUGCAGUAUCAAGAGGAACCACAUGCCAACAGCAUUGAAUGGGGGAAGAAGAAUGAGUCAGUAGCAAAAAGCUUAUUUGUACAAAGAAUGUUACCACUGCACUCAAAUUUUCAACUUAGCAGUACUGGUCUGUUUAUUGAUGAGGCACAGUCAUUUCUUGCAGCAACACCAGAUGGUCUUGUUACAUGCGACUGUUGUAGUUCAGCACUAUUAGAAAUAAAGUGCUUAUAUUCUAAGAGGCAUUUAAGUGUCAGAGAAGCUAAGCCAGAAUUUCUAGAUGAAAAUUUGCAACUUCGUGAAGAACAUGAAUAUUACACACAAAUACAAGGACAGAUGGGGAUUGCAAAAGUCAAGGAGUGUUUUUUUGUAUGUUACAGUGCUAAUGAUGUACAUAUACAAAAAAUUAAUUUUAACCUGGUUUUCUGGCAACAUGCAGUGCAAAAACUCUCAUCAUUUUAUUUCAAUUACAUAGUAACUGAAAUAUUUUCAGAAUCUGUUAAAAAAGAAUUGUUGUUAGUUAGAAACACCUGUUUAUGUAAUGGAAUGAAAUCAGGAACUGUGAUUUUGUGUAGUAUGUGCAAAUAUGCUUUUCAUAUUAAGUGUGUAAAUUUGUCUAGAACAAAACAAAAUUGGAAGUGUGAAUCAUGCAACAGCAAAUAAAUAAAUGAACAAAUAAAAAUCAAACCUUUUUUUAUUUAUUUAAUCAGUGGAGGUUUUAAAUUGCACAAAGCUGCAACAACUGUUAAUAUUUUGUCAAUUGUUGCCAUAUCAGCAUCACUUUCUCGUUUGAUCAAUGAAAUCGGCAUCGUUGUUGAAAGUAUUCUAUAAUUUUUCAUUCUUCCAAUAGCUCGUUCAAC